Molecule: messenger RNA, 5680 nt
Organism: Schistocerca gregaria
Lineage: Eukaryota; Metazoa; Arthropoda; Insecta; Orthoptera; Acrididae
Exons: 9
Coding region: 224-1288 (354 amino acids)
Biological process (GO): spermatogenesis
Molecular function (GO): myosin light chain binding
Source: RefSeq, a predicted model, not a curated record
CUUAAUAGUUGAGUAUUGAGCGCACUGGUAGUGACGGAGCAUACUUUGGACAAUAAUGUGUAAACAUUGUGUUAACUGACAUCAUGUAGUGCUGAUAAAUACCAACAUGUUCCGAAAAAUACACGCCUAGAUGUUUGUGCCGAGAAGAAUAAUACACACAUCUCAAAAUUACCGUUAUAUUAAAAAAAAAGUCUAUUGACUAGUACCACGGAAGAACACCAAAAUGCGCAGGAAAGUCACUAAUUUUGUACUAGAAAUUGAAGUGCACGCUGCUACUUGCCCAGGUGUGUGGCUGUGCCCUGAUGGAGAUGUUUCUGUUAAAUUGAAGUUAUUUGGUGAUUUUGCUGAAACAAUGCAUGUUGAACCUGUUUUUCCCAUGCUGUUUCAUGAAAAAUUUACAUUUCAAAAGAUAUUUCCAGAUAUUUCUUUCUUAACUGAUUUGCAAGAAGCUUUGGAAAAAGAAAAAUUGUAUGUGGAUUUGAUUCAGUGGUCAAUAAUGGGAUCAGAAUCUGUGUUGGCCACAUUUGAGACAACACUGAUGGAUCUGUUGUAUCCUAGCUCAUGCAGGAGGAAAACUACUGAAGCUGACUUACUAAUGGAUCCAACUGAUGCCUUUCCUGGAAUCUUGUCACCAAAACUUGAAACUUCUACCAAAACCACAAUAGAGGAAAUCAUAUUGACAGAGAGUGAAUUACUUGAUGUCUCUACACCAUCAGCUGUGAAUGCCUCGAAAUAUGAACUAGAGAGGUAUGUUGUGCCCAGUAUCCGAGAUGCAAUAAAGAGACAACGGAAGGUAUGCCAUACCAGACUUAUUCAUGAGAAAAAAGGAGCAAACUGCAGUUACACACUAUCACAAUCUCUGCAUGAGAAAAGUAGAAGACAUAGCCCUUUUUCAGUCAGAAAUCUUGACACCGCUGUAAAUACAUAUGAAAGCUUUUUGAACACCCCUUCGAAACGUGGGAGGAAAAAAGACUUUCUGAAGGAAACACCAUUAGGGCAGUGGACUUCUGUCUCAUCCUGGUCUGAUGAAUCACCAAUAAGACACAGCAGUGCAAUUAACAAGAGCAGAAAGAAUAGAAAAACUGGAACAGGUUCAUCAUCCAGUAGUGGCAAAUCCCCAUUGCGGAGGAAUACUACAUUCACAAAUCAGAAGAGUGCAAGAAUUGAAAUAGAUCCUGAAAGGUCAGUUAAUGUUCCUGAACCACAUGACACUAGUUCCUGCUUGAUGUGCAGCCAGUACAAUUCAGUUUUUGAAGAUGAUAAUGGUAACGAGAAGAAAGACAACUAACAAAGAAAUAUGUGCUGUAAGACAAAGAAUCUACAGAGUUUCUUUCAGUUCCAACUGAUUGAUAACAUCAGCAACUACUGAGCUAUGGGCAGCUGUCAGUCAUAAGAUACACGGUUUUCCUUGUGCAUUAUCCUUUUGGAACUGUAUUCAUUAAAAUCUCUCUCAAAUAACUACUCUUUUAUGUCAGUAAAGAGCUUUAAAAAUGAAUAUAACCACUUUUUGCAUUUUAUCUGUUUCAUUUUAUUCCACCAAAGAGCACUAUAUUUUACAUGAAGUAACUAUUUUAGAACAUUUUAUACUAUCUAGCAUAUUAGCAGCCUAAAAUAAGUUGUUGUUAUUGUUGUUUUACUCACCCACAGACCUUUUUUUACAAGGAUACUGAACAUGUCAUGGUAUUACAAUUUAAGAGCAUGAAAAAAAAGUCAUGUAUGUUUAUGUGCUUACAAGUACAGAUCUAGUUUGAGAAGAAUGGGACAGGUAGUUGGGUGUGACUUUAUCGUAGAAAUCAUUUAAGGAAACCAUGGAAAACAUAAAUCAUGAUACCUGAAUAGAGACUGGAGCCUGCAUCCUCCAGAAUACUUUUAUGAAGAUAUGAACAGUAGUGUGUCUUUUUUUUUUGUAUUGCACCCUAUAUUUUUUUAUUUGAUAAUCUAUUUCCUCUCCUCAAGGCCAGUUGAAAUAUGUAUCCCAGUGUACCAUUCUGGUAAACAAGACAAUAUUAAAAAUGAAGCAGAAAACUAACUUCACCUCCCCUGUACUAGAACAAAGUGUAGGUAUCUGGAAUAAAGUAACUGGCCCCUUGCUGGAACUCACAGUAAAGAAAUGGAAUCACGAGAAAAACGCACGUCGGUCAUUCAAGCAACCAUCUUUAUCUGAAGGCAUGUGUGCCAGUACAAUGUACAUCAAUGGAGGGUGGGUAGAAACGCUGCUUAGCUGUGGAGAAUGUGAGUUAACAUGAUAGUAAUUGCAAUAAUGUGUUCUUAUUUACAGUACAGGUACAUGUACUGCUGUACUUCAGUACUUUUAAAUUAUAUGAUGUGUAUCUUCUCUUCAUAUCUUUGUAACAAACCAAGUUACAAAAAUGGAAAUCUUGCUGGUUAAUGUCCCUCUGUUACCUAAAGAUUUACUUGAUACUGUAAGGCAGGACUUCCGAACCUUUUUAGCCAGCAGACCCCUUUUCAGGCAAAAAUUCGUGGCGGGACCUUCACAGUCAAGAACACAGUAACUGCUGAAAUUCUGUAUGAAGCCCAUGGGAACUGAAAACUUCUUAAUGCAAGUACCAUUCUUCCACUAACCCAAUGAUGAAUCAAAAGUCUUUGGUUUAAAAGUGAAUGGAAACAACCUGAAACUAUUAAUGAUGUUCCCAUUUGUCUGAAUUGCUUCUAUAUUCAGAUACUUGCUAUUUGAUUUAUUCCCAUUGUUCAAUACACUAGGCAGACCAUAUUUAUAAUUGAGUGUAGGGGAAUAUAUUGCAAAGAAAAGCAACAUUCACUGGAUAUUAUUUUAAUUUUCAGAACAAAAAUAUCAAUAGUAACAGAAUUCAAUUAAAUAUUAAAUAACUGAUAGAAAACACAAGCAAAAUACCUACAAAAGUUAUAGUCUGGGAAUGUUUACUGCUCCUCAGUGAAGCAAAAUGCAUUCUUCUUUAUUAGAGAUGAGUCUGUACAAAUAAUAGUGGAAUCUUAAUGUGAAGGUUAAGGGUGCUUCUCCUCACACAAUUUGAAAAGUUUGGCUUACUACUUGAAAACUAGAGAGGUGUGUCUGGUUCAGCAUCUAGACAGCUUCAAUACUUAGUUUUCUUGGCAGCAUAAUUUGAGAAUCUAGAUACAUACAUCUAAGUUGUGGCAAAUUGAAGUAUAAAUCAUUUUGCUUUUUGAAUAAGGGGAAAGAUUUUUUUGUUUACCAAACUGAUCCAAAAGUGUGAGUAACUAUCACUGUUGAAAGUAGAUUUCAGGGUUGAGUCUGUGGCAAUUUCUGUCAACAAAUCUCAUUCAUUUGAAAAUAGAAUGUUUGGUUUUUUGGAUACAGCAAAUGGGUUGACCACCCAUUUGUAUUCCAGCAGCUUCUCACCUUGAGCUGUUGGGAAAUAAUGCUCCAAUUAUGAUGUCAAGCUUCUGAGAUGUUCAAGGAUUUCAUGAAACAGAUUGUUCCUAAGCUCCAAUGUCUUGUCUUUCAAAACAUCAUUGAGAAGAGGAAAUCACUUAAUCUCCUCCUCCUCCAAACUCUCUGCUCAAAAAUUGAUUUUUCUCUUGAAAGCUCGAACUUUGUCAUUGGCAGUGACCAUUGUUAUACUUUUCUCUUGCAGAAAAAUAAUCAGUUCAUUCAUUUGGGGAAAAUAUCUGCCACAUAAUCAAGUAUACAGUGGCAAUUUUCAUCUUUAAUAAGGUCUACUUAUUUGAUAUUGUGGUCUAAAAGUAAAGCUAGGACCUCUAAAUGUUUUUCAUGUAAUUAAGAGAAUGUACUCCCAUGUGAAGGCCAUCUCACUCCUAUAUGGGGAAGCAUGGGAUGAUGAAGGCCUCCCAUAUCUUCACAAAGAUUUAUAAAAAAUCUUGACAUCAACGGCCAUGAUUUUAUGUAAUUAAUAAUUUGGGUGGAUUCAUCUAAAUCUUUAUUGAAGGAAGUAGGCAUUUGUUUCGUGGUUGAAGCAUCUCUGUGGAACACACAAUUGACUACUGCUGCAAUCCUUUAAUUUUAAUUAUUGCUCCAACUGUUGGGCCUGUCGUAGCUUUUGCAUCAUCUGUGCAUGUAUUGAAGCAAUUAGACCAUGAAAUUUCAUUGGCCUUCAAAAAAUUGCCCAACAAACAGAAUAUUUCAGCAUCUGUUGUAUUGGCAGGUACUUCUGUGUACAAUAAUAGGUCCUCCUCAAAACAUCCUCAACAGACAAAAACCAAUAAAAUCACUAACCCUGCAACAUAAGUAAAAUCAUCCAUUUGGAGAAAAAAAUAAUUGCAUUAUAUGCAAGAAACCAGAGACUCUUUCACAUCAUUUGACAUUUCAACUAUCCAUCUUUUGACAGUAUUGUUUGAUAGUGGCACUGAAGGUACAAGUUUUACUGGCUUUUCAUCUGGCAUGAAAGAAACCAUCACUAACACAUGGUUUUAUGAGAGUUUCCACAAUGAUAUGAGCUUUACCUGUCUUUGCCUCUCAACAACUUACCAAGAAAGAAGUGUUAAAUGGGUUUUCAUUAAUUGCUUUUGCAUGAGUUUUCAUUUGAUGUCAAGAAGCAGCUAAUUCUGUGCUCUUCCUCUUGAUAAAAUCAACCUCUUUAGUCUGAAAGUCCAGGUGAGUACCCUCAAAAUGAUGGUGUACAUUAAAUGGAACAGUUUAACAGUCUGGAAAACUCACCACAAAUUACACACUGAGGUUUACCUUCCUCUACCUCAGUAAAGCCAAUUUCUAAAUACUUUUCAUCAUAUUUACGCUUUUUAGUUAUUCCACUUCUGCAGUGUAUUGCAACUAGUGGAGCAUUUGCAGGAUUUUCACAUAAUAAAUCUGCCUGUGGCACAUCAUGUAAUUGUUCUUUAUUUGCCUGUCCUCCUUCAUCAUUAAUUUCAACCAGGAACUUUCCUUGCUGUGAAGGUGAUGGGGAAACUGCUUGCUUCUUCAUUGAUCCAGAUUUCACCCCAACCGAUCCAUGUUGGAAGUAAAUAACUGAUCAAAAUGCAAAUGAUGAAACAGGUAGUGCACUCCCAAAGGAAAAUAACAUUGAAUGAUGUCUCAGACCACAUACAUGCCAGCGAGCACUCUGAAUGAUCGACUAAGUUUAUGCCAUUUUGGAAUAAAAUGCGCAAAAGGUUCCUGCACAUCAAUUACCAUGAGGCAGCACACACCACCCCAGAAUGUUGCACAAACAGUCAAGCAGGGGGGCUGCACCAACCAACAUUAAACUACAUGCAGGUCUCCACUUGGAAACCAUAGCCAUUACUUGGGAACCCUUGACGUAAACAUACAUGUAUUUUUCAAAUUAACAAAAGAUAAUAUUGAUGAGCUUGUUUUUUACAUUUUGUGACUAAUUAUUUUGCUUCUUCUUUUAUAAGUUUUGGUCAAAGGUGGCCACAGGCCCCCUUAGAAAGAACCAGCAGAGGUGUGUAGACCACACAGAAGCCCUGCUGUAAAGAUCACUGCUAUCUAUGAUGCAUUGAUAUAGUGAUAUUGUAAUCCUUAGUUUUGCUGGAUUCUGGAAUUUUCAAAGAUGAAUGUGCUUUUCCUCUGGCAGUGGCAUUGUUUUGUUUUUAAUAUCAACAAUGCCCAAGGUCAUGUGCAGAGUUAGUGUGUGGGCACUCAUCAUUUGAGUUAUGGUCAGAGAGAUCACAUGCAGCCACAUAGCAAAUGAAUUUUCUGAAGAAUUUGUGAGAAGGUAUGUUUUAUAAGUUCAAGGUAUUAUGUCAGAUU